AUGAGCCCCGGCACCAGUUACGAUGGUCUCGCGAGCUCUGUGCUUGGCAAACUUGGUCUGGAAGGAGUGAAGAGAGUUAAGAAGUUUUUCUAUCGCAUUCCAAUCACGGUGCUCCACGAUACGGUGAAGUAUGAUUGUUUCACGAUCGGGAGUGAUGAGGACUUGCAGGUCAUGUUUCUUUCUCGUAGGCAGUUUCCGGAGGUGAGGACACCGGAGCUGUUGGCUAAGUUCGUCGACGUGGUAUCUAGCUCUGGUGGGUCGAACCGGAAUGCCAACACUAUAGCCACGGCGGCCGGUUCGAGCUCGAGACCUGCGGUUGCUUCUUCCUCCGUUCCAGUGUAUGAGGCAGCGGUCCAACCUACCGCCUCCCCAUCGUUUGCUGUUGAUCUCGCCGGCAAUGUUGGAGACGAGGUUGGAUAUGAUGAACAUCAUCCGACUGAAGUACAGUUUCCUCCUCCGGCUGGUGUUGGUGAGGCAUUGUGUGAUGAUCCAGAUGAUGAUGAAGUCGAGCCGGAUAUUAUCGCUGAUGAAAGCGGUGAUGAUGUUGGAGCGAGUGAUCCGAUAAGGCCUACUGGUGGUUCUAGUUCUGGCACCAAUCAGUACCCACCCCAUUUUUCAUCGUUGGAUCUGGAUGCCAUGAGGCAGGACGGACAUCUUGGGCAGGUAGCUGGAUUUGACGCUAGAGAUACCGACGGGUCUGCCGGUAUAACAGAGUUCCAGGUUGGUCAACAGUUCCAGGAUAAAGACGAGGCGCUGUUGAGUGUCAAGACGUAUAGCAUCCGCCGAGGGGUACAGUACAAGGUGGUUGAGUCUGACUAUCGCCGGUACGUGGGAAAGUGUUCUGAAUUUGGGAAUGGGUGCACAUGGUUGAUUAGGCUGAGCCUCCGACAGUGCAAGGGCAUCUGGGAAGUCAAGCGGUACAAUGGGCCGCAUACCUGUCUCGCCACCUCCAUCUCCAGCGACCAUAGGAGCUUGGACUACCACGUGAUAGCGACAUUCAUCAUGCCAAUGGUUAGGGCUGACGCAUCCGUCAACAUCAAGGUGCUUCUAAAUGCAACGGCAGCACAUUUUGGCUUCAGGCCUACCUAUCGGAGGGUGUGGAUGGCCAAGCAGAAGGCGGUAGCAAUCAUCUACGGGACUGCGAUGAGUCAUACAACGAGCUCCCUCGGUGGGUCUUAG
Messenger RNA from Arachis duranensis, 1179 nucleotides. RefSeq lists its product as uncharacterized. Bases 1 to 1179 code for a protein of 392 amino acids. The record is from RefSeq and is a predicted model, not a curated record. The transcript has a single exon. Lineage: Eukaryota; Viridiplantae; Streptophyta; Magnoliopsida; Fabales; Fabaceae.